GAAGAAGAUAAUGAUGGACGAGGAAGAACAACAUGUGGGCAUGCGCGUGACCUGUGAUGGACACCGAGGAACUGUGCGAUAUAUGGGCCCGGUUCCGCCCACAACAGGCGUGUGGCUGGGAGUGGAGUGGGAUCAUCCGGAGAGAGGGAAGCACGAUGGGAGCCAUGAAGGAGUGCGGUUCUUCACCUGCAGACACCGGACCGGCGGCUCGUUCGUGCGGCCCGCUAAGGCCCGGUUCGGGGUGGAUUACGUGACGGCUCUGAAGCGCCGCUACGAGGAGGAGCUCGAAGACAUGAAGAUCUCCAGCAAGACCGUCCUGAUGGUCGGGCUCGAGCGAGUGCGGCUCAAACAGAGGGUGGAUCAGCUGACAGAAGUGUCCUCUGAGGAGAUGCGAGGUGUCCGGGCCCGGCCCACAGAACCAGGUCAGGAACACCACGCCACGAUAUCCUUCCCUGAGCACCGGCUCACAGAGCUGUCAGUUAAAGGCGGCGGGCGCCGGCCAGAUGUGGAGUCUCUGGAUCUGUCGGGGAAUCUGCUCGCCUCAUGGGAGGUUCUGGCGGCCAUUACGGCUCAGCUGGUCCUGCGGGAGCUGCAGAUCAGUCACAAUAGAUUGAGUUUCUCCAGUGACCCGAGUCUCUUAAGCCCCGCCUUCUCCUGUCUGAGACUGCUGUCCACUCAACAGCUGCGCACUCACCUGGACUCAGGUGAGGUGAGGUGUGUGUGUGUGUGUUGUGUGUGUGUGUGUGUCUGUCUGAGACUGUUGUCACUCAACAGCUGCGCACUCACCUGGACUCAGGUUCUCCAGUGCGCCCCCAUGUGGCAGCAGUUAGAGGAGCUCUAUCUCUCUGAUAACGACAUCACAGAGUUAACGAGACCUGAUGCUGUGCUGCAGAAUCUCAGAGUUCUGGAUUUAUCCAACAACCCGAUCCUGGAGGAGACGCUUCUGGAGCUCUCACACUUACCCUGGUUGGAGAAGCUGAAUCUGUCCAGCACUGGUUUCUCAGCGGUUCAGUUCAGUGACGCGUCAGCAGGCGACGAGACGACGGCGUUUCCGGCACUGAAGACUCUGUUAUUAGACGACAACAACAUCUCAGAGUGGUGUGUGGUGAACGAGCUGGAGAAGCUGCGUUCUCUUCUUCAUCUGUCGUGUCGCAGGAAUCCUCUGCUUCAGAAAGAGAAGAAUCCGGAAACUGCUCGUCAGAUCAUCAUCGCUCGGCUGGGACGCCUGACGCUGCUGGACAUGAGAAAGGUGGAGAGUGACGAGAGGCGGGGAGCGGAGCUGGAUUACUGUAAGAUGUUCGGGUCGGCGUGGCUUCGGGCCGGAGGUCUCAGUGACCCGGAGAAGCCGAACACACACUUCCUGAUGGAUCACCCACGCUUCCUCACGCUCAUACACAAGUACGGCGCUCCAGACGAGGGCGAGCUCAGAGAACAGAAACCGUUUGCUCUGAAACACCAGUUAUUAACCGUAACCUUCCUGUGCCCAGAGGAUGCUGGGAGGAAGCCCAUCCAGAAGAAGCUGCCAGAGUCGAUGAUCGUUCAGAAGGUGAAGGGGCUUUUACACCGACAGCUCAAACUCCCAGCAGUCCGACUGAAGCUCAGCUACACCUGCGCAAAGUUGGCGGGUCGAGAGAUUGAGAUUGACAACGAUCUGAAGCCGCUGCAGUUUUACUCCGUGGAGGACGGCGACAGCAUCCUGGUGCGCUGGAGCUGAGGAGCCGCAGGGCAUUCUGGGACGCUGGAGCUGAGGAGCCGCAGGGCAUUCUGGGACGCUGGAGGCUUAUAGGCUGAGAUCUGAAGAGCUGAGCAGCGAAACGCAAGAAAACGCCUCCAUAUCUGUGAAAAACUCAUCAUCAACUCUAUAACAGCAGAAACUCUUGAGUCUGAGAUCCUUCAGAGUCUGUGCGGAUCAACACACACACACACACACACACACACUUUCUCACACACA
Rhinichthys klamathensis goyatoka is the source of this 1951-nucleotide messenger RNA. RefSeq names its product tubulin folding cofactor E (gene tbce). The record is from RefSeq and is a predicted model, not a curated record. Gene Ontology annotation, molecular function: protein binding. NCBI's taxonomy places the organism in Eukaryota, Metazoa, Chordata, Actinopteri, Cypriniformes, Leuciscidae.